AUGAGAGAUCAGGAAAGGACACUCAAUCAAGACGUUGAACGUUGUAUUAAUGUGCUACAGGAUUUCUUGGAUACAGGAUCUGCCAAGGCGAUUUCAGUAUUCAGUAACAAGACUAGUGAAAAUGAGGAUUGGUUAGAAGAGAUACGAGUCAAAUAUCGAAUCAAAGAUAACGAUGAGUUGCAAGCCAUAAAGAUGUUAAAGCAGAAGAGAUUAGAUCAAUUGGAAGCGUUGGAAAGUAAAGUCGAUUACUACGAGAAAUUAUGUGACGAAUUGGAAGAAUUUCAAGAUGAGAUGGAGGUGAAGGCUAAGCUCGAACAAAAUAGACGUUCGAGGUUUGACAGUAUGACUAGGAAAUGA
Molecule: messenger RNA, 357 nt
Organism: Zygosaccharomyces rouxii
Lineage: Eukaryota; Fungi; Ascomycota; Saccharomycetes; Saccharomycetales; Saccharomycetaceae
Gene: BLI1
Product: Bli1p
Exons: 1
Coding region: 1-357 (118 amino acids)
Source: RefSeq, a predicted model, not a curated record